Staurois parvus is the source of this 939-nucleotide messenger RNA. The record is from the annotation of a GenBank genome assembly. Lineage: Eukaryota; Metazoa; Chordata; Amphibia; Anura; Ranidae.
AUGCAUUGGGAUAAGUACCUGCUGGUUUUGUCCGCUGUCAUAAUCAGCAUGUCCUGCUUACAAUUCCUGGACCAAGAAUGGGAAGCCUGGAAAACCAAACACGGAAAGGAAUAUGUCACCUCACAUGAUGAAACAUUUCGGAGAAAGGCCUGGGAAGCAACGUGGCAUAAAGUGCAGAAUCACAAUCUAAAGUAUGAUCAGCAUCUCACAAAGUACAGAAUGGAGAUGAACAAGUUUGCAGAUAUGACAUCAGAGGAACGUAGCUCCAGGAACUGCCUUUCUUCAAAACACAAAAGAGGCAUCAGGGGAGCAAACUUUCCUGUGCGGACUUACGAAAAAAACGUAAAUGUCCCAAAAUCAGUUGACUGGAGAAACUCAAAGUGUAUUCCCCGCGUGAGAAAUCAAGGCUUUUGUGGAUCCUGCUGGGCAUUUGCAACGGUGGGAGUAUUUGAGGCUCGCAACUGCAUUAAGACCAAAAAGCUUGUUGAACUAAGUGAGCAGCAGCUUGUGGACUGUGAUGAUGAGAAUGAUAGUUGUUGUGGAGGAGAUCCAGCAACUGCUAUGCAGUAUGUUACACACAAUGGUAUUAUGAAGCGUCAAGACUAUGAGUAUACAGAUCGGGCAGGUUGCGCCUACAAGCAAAAGACGGCAAUAACAUUGAAUGUGACCAAAUACUACAACAUGUUUGAAGAAGAAAACAUGGCAUUGUCUGUGGCAAUAGACGGACCUAUUGCAGUUUCAAUUGAUGCAAGUGAUGAUUUUCAGUUGUACAAAGAUGGUGUUUUCACUGGAGAAUGUAGCACAGAGCUCAAUCAUGCAGUAAUUGUAGUGGGAUACGGCACAGAAUACGAUGAAACGGAGGAUGAAAAUGUAGAUUACUGGAUAGUAAGAAAUAGGUAUGUAUCACAAUGGUCAAAAUUUUCAUUUCAUAUUGCCUAA